GCAGCAGGAGCCCUAGUCCCAAAGAGAGCUAUAGCUCGUUUAAAAUGGAGGAGCUGGCUCUAAGUGCCUUGCUGGAAUGCCCUCUGUGUUUUGAACCACUGGAUGUGUCAGCCAAGGUCCUGCCCUGCCAGCACACGUUUUGUAUGUCCUGCCUGCAGAUGCAGGAGACAGCACACUCCCAGCUGCUCUGCCCCGAGUGUCGCGCUCCUGUUCAGGCCAGGACGGUGGAGGAGCUUCCUGCAAACGUCCUGCUAGUGCAGCUCCUGGAGCGGCUGCGGGGCCCACAGGGGCCCAGCAGGGACAGACAGACAGACCGUUACGCAGUGCCCUUGGUCAGGGGAGGCUUGAGAGUUAGGGAGGGUCAGCAGCAGCAGCAGCAGCAGCAGGAGAGUCAACACAGAGAGAAGCAAGGGCACAAUGAGCUUGCUCUCAGAGCUGUCAUGCGAAACCAACGAGAUUACUUGUCAGAAGAGCCAGUCCUCGCGCCUGCUAACGGGAUCACCCCAAAACGCAACAUGGAUGAGAGCUGGCACCACGGAAACACCGGUAACAGUAGCAGUGCAUCCGUCACUGCCAGUACCCUGCAGGCCUUUAGCCAGAUGCCACAGCCCCUCCAGCAGUCCCAACCUCCGGCUUUCUGCAGGGCGCUGCAUGACUUUAACCCCGAAGAGAGGAAUCUGGAAGACAGUAAAUAUUGUCUCAACUUCCUCAAGGGAGACAUCCUGAGUGUCAUCCGACGGGUGGAUGAACACUGGAUUGAAGCAAAGCUUGGUGAGAAAGUUGGAAUUUUCCCUCUGCAGUUUACAGAGCCAAACCCAGCGGCUGCCAAACUGCUAGAGGGAAAGAAUCGGAGGAGGAGUGACUCAGCAGAAUUUCAACAUCGGACUGGGAGUGGGGGCAAAGACAAGACCACUGACGUAUCCAAUAGGACCACCCAUUAUCGAGUCCUUCAAGUCCCAGCAAAGACACCCAUGAUCAAUGCUUUGCCCCUCACCAACCAGCGGAAACAGCCCGCAGCCAUCAGCAACAACUUUUAUCCGACUACCAAAGGAGAGACAACCAAUAUCAGCAGCUUCGACCGUCAGAGUCGGCAACAGCACCUCUCGGUGUCUCUUGCUGCCCGGGGCCACUCUCAUCCAUCUAGAGUGAACUCUCAGCGAAUUAGACGCCACUCUGACACUACACACAGACACCUGUUACAGAGUGAGAAGAAGAUGACCAGUGAGACUCCACCCAACAUCUCUAUGGCUCUGGUAAACCCCCAAAUGUCCUCUGCCUCUGCUGACAGCAAAAACUCCUCUACGCAACAGCUCUCCAUCAGUGUGUGUGCCGUCCUGUACUCCUACAAACCACGACGACCUGAGGAGCUGGAGCUGAGGAAAGGAGAGAUGGUUGGAGUGUACGGAAAGUUCAAAGAAGGCUGGCUGCGUGGGUUAUCGCUCAGAACAGGCAAAGUGGGCAUUCUGCCCAGCAACUACAUCACGCCUGUGCUCAGAACCUCGGCCAGACUUCUGGAGAGCAAAGCAGCUAAUGCGUCCUCACAGUACAACACAGUGGCUGGAAAGAAACCCACAGCUGCCAAGAAUCCUGCUGUGGUCCUUGCUCUUGAUAGGGUAAACUCUGAUGGAGCGAUAUACUCAACAGGACAGGUCCCAUCUGUGCCAAAUGGAGCACAGCAUGCAAUGUCAUCUACUGGUGCCGGGAAACCGUCCCUUUAUGGGGGUUCACAAGGUUGGGACACUGUAAGGCGAAUCUUUAACCCUCAUAGAGCCUCAAACCAUUUCUCCCAUACGUCCAAUAUGAACGCCCUGUCCAACUCACAUCACUUUGCACAAGUUCAGGCGUCCGGCUACUCACCUGCCCUGCAGAGAAAGAAGUACAGCAGCGUCCUGUCCAACUCUGGCAGACCACGGGGCUGGAUGCCUGAGCCAGCAGCGCCCUCUGCUGCUGCAGUUUUUAUGGACAGGGACUUCACUGCUUCACAUGAGGCAAGAUUUCAGCAAGACAGACAGCCUCCCAAUGGGCCUCACUCUAUUCUAGUCAGACCUGACUCACACAAGAAUAAUACAGAGAAGCGGGCAAAGUCAGUGAGGUUCUUAACAGAUGAAGACUCCCCUCCUCCAAGACGUCGGACCUCCUCCUGGUCGUCAGGAAAUCAUGUUCCCUCCAGCUCCCGCCCUGGACCCCCUGCGUUAGAAGUGUGGGCCCCAUCGCUCACAUUGGGAAGAGACGGACCAGGGAUUAUUCUCAAAGAAGGAAAAGCUCCUAUUCUCAGAAAAGGCCUUGAAACUGCCACGUCAGAUCUAAAUUCUAACACGCAAAAACAAAUGUUGUCACAGCCGUCGCUAACAGCUGUUUCAGCUCAGUUUAGCCCCAGCAGACACAGAGUGACGACAACACAUUUAGCCCAGACAGACUCAGAGCUUAGUCUGCUUCAAGGAGAGUUGGUCCUCGUCCACAGACCUCGACCUGAUGGACGGGUUCUAAUUACUCAGGAGAGCAAUGGGCAGACAGGCUUAUUUCACAGCAUCGUUCUUCAAGCCCUCGAGAGGCUCAGCUGACUGUGUAGUACUCCUGUAAUAGUGUACAUUUCUAUAUUCCACGUGUUCAGCUGCCAAAUGACUUGACUGACCUGGUGAGGUGGUGAGGUUCAAGGUUAAUACUGCCAUUGACAAUCCUUUAAAGAAGCUGUUUAUUUUGAUUCUGAUUGCAUAUGAGAGUGUGGUUAAAUUUUCCAUAGACAUAUUGUGUGUUCUUCAAUGUAUGUGCAUGUUUGUACACAUGUACUAUUAUAAGAUUUGCACAAAAUCCCACCUAAUGACUGUUCCUUGUUUGAUACCCAUGUUACACGCAUUGGUGAGUGCCUUUGUCAUAACCCACAAAGAAACAAACUAUAUUUAAAUAUAUUUAGUGAAAUGAUGAGGUAAAUAUGUACUGCGUAUGUGGUAAUAAACUAUACUUCCAGAA
Molecule: messenger RNA, 2967 nt
Organism: Etheostoma spectabile (orangethroat darter)
Lineage: Eukaryota; Metazoa; Chordata; Actinopteri; Perciformes; Percidae
Gene: sh3rf2
Product: SH3 domain containing ring finger 2
Exons: 10
Coding region: 45-2561 (838 amino acids)
Biological process (GO): negative regulation of apoptotic process; protein ubiquitination; positive regulation of JNK cascade
Molecular function (GO): protein binding; ubiquitin protein ligase activity
Source: RefSeq, a predicted model, not a curated record